Pangasianodon hypophthalmus (striped catfish) is the source of this 4862-nucleotide messenger RNA. RefSeq lists its product as uncharacterized. The coding region runs from base 3123 to 3533 and encodes 136 amino acids. Lineage: Eukaryota; Metazoa; Chordata; Actinopteri; Siluriformes; Pangasiidae. The record is from RefSeq and is a predicted model, not a curated record. The transcript is spliced from 3 exons.
UUUUUUUCUGUAAUGUCUGAUAAGGUGAGUUCACCGGCCAUCUUGGGAACUCUCGCAAUACUGUCUCUGGUCAAUACUGUCUCUGGUUUCUGUUCUUCUUUGGUGUUUUAUAAUGGUUGGCAGACCUGCUUAAUGUAAAUUACAAGCACAUACUGAACUACUUGUACACAAUAAUAGUGUACACAAUAGUCUUGUACACAGUAAUAGUGUAAUGAUAGUAAUAGUGCAGCAGGUAGCUUUGCUGUGUCACAGGUUCAUCAGUUCAAUCCUGUGCUCAGGAUACUGUCUAUGUUGGUUAGCAUGGCCUCCCUGUGUCUGCCUGGGUUUCCUUCAUGUUCUCCGGUUUCUUUAAACCCACCAAAAGCAUGCAGGGAAGUGGCCUGGUGCCUCUAAUUUGCCCCUAGGUGUGAAUGUGUGUGUGCAUGGACCUGGCAUCCCAUCCAAGGUGUAUUCCUGCCUCGCAUCCAGUUCCCGGGAUAGACUCCAGAGCUGCCACAACCCUGAAUACUCUGGAUAAACAGAUUACCUAAGAUGGAUGGAUGAAUGAAUGAAAAAUAUUAUACAUCAGCAUUUCAGCGUGGCUUUUGCUAUGUCAAAUAUCCCUUAUAGUAUAAUAGAAUAUUUUGUACUGUCUCCCUAGGCUCUUGUGCUCUUAAAUGCUUUGAGCUACUCCAGAAUAGGGAGAGAAGUUGUGUAUGAGAUCAGGAAAACGCACAUUUGGUACUUUUAUUUUGGCAGUUUAACUGCAAUCAGCAGUUCGGGGGAAAUACAUAUUUUAUCAGAAGUACUGUUUAUUCUCUCCCAAAGUAUGGUGAGUAAUUUUAUCCAUCUUUUCACCCCCAGCAAAGCCAGAGAUUCAGUCCCAAAUAUGCUGACCUUAACAGAAUCACAUGAACGUAAUGUGAGGAUAACGAUUAGUUCACUGAUAAACUAUCUGAUAAUCUUUUACUGGUGAAGAUAUUUUCUGAGAAUGGAUAUUUCCUUCAGUUCCUCUGAUUCCCAAGGUUGAGUGUUUGGAGCCAUGUAGAUUUGUAGAAAUUAAUAUUAUUGUGUUAAAUCCUCUCUAGAACACAUUGAUUUUCUGAAGAUCUCUUCAUCUACAGUUAAAUCAGGGGCAGGAAAUGGGAAAACCAUAGCAGUAUUAAUGUCCUAGGUAAUGUUCCAUCUCCAUAUAUUCCAUUUUUUUCUCCCACCAAAAUCUGUUGAUCUGUUGAGUUGAUCUCGUCAUUGACAUUUAAAAAAAAAAAUAGUUGCUGUUAGAUGACCUUUUCAGAUUGGUCCAGUAAGCUGUAGGUAACUUUAUCCACUCUCCAGCUGGUGACACAGGAAGCUUUAACACCACAACACCUCCUUAAUACCCGUCAUAUGUCAAGUUAGCAGUAGCUGCUCAGAAGAGAUGACCUAUCAACUGGCCAAUCACAUCCAGAGAAGCAUGUGACUUUUACAUUUGCCAACUAUUUUGUCAUCAUGUAAACCAGCUUUGGGUCCAAGCACCCUCACCACUUUACAUUUACAACAUUUACCACACAACAUUAUCCAGAUCCAUUAUCUCAUUUACUCAGCUGAGCAGUUGAGGGCUCGUUCAAUGGCACAGCUUGGUGGUGCUGGGAUUUGAACUCACAGCCUUCUGAUUAUUAGGAGGCUAAUCUCUUAACCACUGAGAUGCCACUUGCUCAAGAACCUGCCCCUAUCAUCUUAGCCCUAGAGGACUAGUUUAUGGCCUUCUGGAGGCACACACUGUGUAUGUUUUUGUGACUGAUUUCCUGAAUCACCAAUUAUUCUCCCUUUGUUCCACAUCCGCAAUGACUUUGUAAAGUUUGGUUUGACCAUUGAAAAAAUGUCAUUAAUCAUAACAAACCAAAAUAUAUAUAUAUGAGAGAGAGAGAGUUGUGUUCAUCACAUUAUACCAAAGUUCAGUGGUGUCCCCUAAAUGUAAAUGUGGCAUGAAAGAAUAAAUUUUUUGUCCAGAUAAAAUACAGACAGUUGGUUAGGGCACUGAUUCUGCGUCAUUCCCCAGGUGCAACCUUUCCAACGUACUUAUCAGCAUCUGUCACCUUCCGUUACACAUCUUCAUUCUCCCCUACUCCAUCUGUUUACAGGAGAGACUUCACUCCUUCACUCCAACAAACAUUCUGAAGGGUUAAAAUUGUAGAUCUACAAUUUUAUUUUACAUUUAUAAAAUGAAAUUGAAUGCACUGGCCUUAUCAAGCAUUGUAGUGGAUUUAGUCGUUGUGAUAAACAUUUGUUUGGUACUUAUAAACUAAACUCGUCAGCCUGUUUCAAUCCUCACGUGUUUACGAUUCCUUGCUGUUGCUAAUGAGAUUACAGAGCAUUAUGUUGUUUUGGGAUUAGUCAGCGGAUAUUCAGGUGGGGGACAGCAGCGUAAAACGAGUAGCAUUUAAGAGUCUCAAAGUGGCACAGCCUUGUGAGGCACAAAACAGCACUUUGAAUCAGAUAUGAAUGGUUGCUUUUGAUGAGUGCAGACAUCAGGUAUAAGGUACGUAAAGAUUAUCAUCUUGAAUUUUUCUAGUUUUAGCGUAAAGACCUGUUCUUUCUCUUAAACAUUGAAGAGAAAUGCAAAAUUAAACCUUGCAAUUGCCUUCUUUCAACACACAUUUUCUAAUGACAAUUUUUUAAUUUUUAUUUAAUAGCUUAUGCUAGUAGCAGUCACCAAUAAUGUAACAAUAUUUCAUCAGUGCAAGCUCUUGAUUACUUUGUCUACUGUUAAUGAUCAGAAUUUUGUAAAUAAUUUUAUUAGAUUUACUGCUUAAACAGCUUGUUUAUUUGAGUGGACCUAUUACCUGCUCAGUUUUUAUAUUAAAAACUACAUAAAUGUUAAAGGUGAAAUAGAUAAAAUAGGUUGUAUUAAUGGAAAUAUUUGUUUAUGCAGUCCUUCAGUAGAAUACACACUGCUUUGUCUUAAACUGAACUGUAAUUUGCUCUUAUUUUUUCAGCUCCUGACUUGAGCCGUAGAGCUGAAACACUAUUAUUCAUUUGCGUAUAUUAAAUGAGGUGAAGGCCAUUUGCAUGAGUCAGAAAAUCUGCCAGUGUUGAGUCUUGAGGAAGACACAGAACCAAAUAAUUCCCAGCUGCACGCCUUAACAACGUAUUAGAAUCGAAAAAUGGAUGCCAUAGUGAGGAAAUCCCUGGCCAGCUGUGUAUCAGGGGUGAAGGAUGGAGAUGGUAAGAAAGGGAAGGCUGUUAGGAGGAAAAGUGCACCCUGCUGUUACUCCCACAUCGCUUACGACUCGUCCUGGAUUCGAGCCUACCAAGCAGAGCUACACAGAGAAAGGAAACUGAGACAAGGCAUAUUAGCUCAGAAGAAGGCAGAGAGAACAGUUUUGAAGGCCCACUACAGGAACCCACACCAUUACACAAAGACACCCCAGGACAGGAAGCACUUAAAAACCAAAGCCUCUACAAAAAAAGAUGACUCACUCUUUGGUGCCUUCCAGGGACUAAGUCUCAAUAUGGACAGCGUUCGGUCUUUUAAACCUACAGCACCAAGUGCAGAGCAGUGUAAAGUCAUGUGAUAAAGAAUCCCAAAAUAAUUUUCAUCAAUAAUGUUCACAUAUCCUGCACCUGUUACAGCAACAUAAUGUGGCACAUAAUGUGGAUAAAUAUUUAACUGUUUUAAACUUAGCUCAUCAUUUUGAUUGUAAUUUUAUUCAUCUAUAUUUGUAAUUUUUUGUCAUAUUAUAUAGAUUUUCAUAUUAGAUUCAAUCAAAUCAUGAAUAAAUAAAUGGAAGUGGUGAGAGCUGCUUAAAUACAAAAGUAUAUGUUUAUAUCUACAGUUCUUCAAAAGUUUUUUCAGCUAAAUCUUUUCCAAGAUCAUCAUCUCUACCUUUUCACAUGCUAAUACAUAUGAUAUAGCCUGAAUAUGAUGUAGUCCACCCAGAAUUUCAAAUCCCAGUUCACUGGUUCGUCCAGGUCAUCUACUUCUGGGAAUAGAUUUGGUUCACCAGGUAUACAUAAGGAUAGUGAGGAGAGAAGUGAACCCUGUGUAAAUAAGUAGUCCCAGAAAUCUGUAAAACUUUCCCAGUGCCAUUUCAUCCAGUGUUACAAUCAUUUGCACAUGUUCAAGAUAAGCAAAAAAAAAAAAAAAAAAAACGAUCUCAGCACCAGUGGCGAAGUCGCCUUCAUGUAAGGUGUGACUUUGUCUAUCAUUCAAUUAUUAUGUCCAUAUUAUUUCUAUUCUAUUAUUUAUAACUCAAAAUAAUCUUCACAGGUGUCAAAAAGGAGCCAUGAACAUCAAGCAGGUAGAUGAAAACGCAAAAAAUGCUCUGAAGUAUGUUAGUGGAUUGGUUACAAAGUGAUGGCUGAAGAUUCAAAAUAGAUAAAUAAAUAAACAAAUAAGUAAAAUAAAAGAGAAAGCAGAAGAAGAACCAGGGAGAAGGGCAAGUUCAUGUAUCUGCGCAGUCUCUGAAGGUGAACGAAAUAAGCUACAACUUAUUGACACUUCAACAAAGAUAAUAUAAUUGAAAACAGAAAUGAACAAAUAGGUCUUUGGUAAAUAGAGAUAGAUCUGUACCGAUGCUUUUUUCCAGUCAGUUGACUCUAUUUCUUUGCUCAAACAGUUACAUACAGUAUAACAGAUGAAGACCCCUACAUGGUCUCAUGCACUUUAGUAUUGUUUUACCCUUGUUAUUGCGUUGCAUUUUUGUAUUUUUGUAUUCUUCAUUUCAUCUCCCCCCUGACUUUAUAUCUUUGAUUCUGUGUUUGCACCUGACAUCAAGACAAAUUCCUAGUACUGUAGAGUGUUCUUUACUGUACCUGGCAAUAAACUGUUUCUGAUUCUGAUUCUGCAUGAUUUCAGCAACACAUACAGGAAAUGGGAUAUCCUCACAGUGGAAAUUUGUUCA